Molecule: messenger RNA, 2742 nt
Organism: Gregarina niphandrodes
Lineage: Eukaryota; Apicomplexa; Conoidasida; Eugregarinorida; Gregarinidae
Product: MCM2/3/5 family protein
Exons: 1
Coding region: 1-2742 (913 amino acids)
Biological process (GO): mitotic DNA replication; double-strand break repair via break-induced replication; DNA replication initiation
Cellular component (GO): nucleus; MCM complex
Molecular function (GO): ATP binding; single-stranded 3'-5' DNA helicase activity; single-stranded DNA binding
Source: RefSeq, a predicted model, not a curated record
AUGUCGUGGUUUGAGCGGGAGUUGUGGGAGGGGACUUCGAUUCUGAAGAACAGGGUGUGCGUGGAUCUAAAUGUGUUUGGAGAGUAUGUGGAGAGUCGGCGGUUGGCGGUGCAUGUAGCUCGUUGGCGUGCUGCGAACGGCGAGUCAACGAUGGUGCCGCCGUUGCCGGGUUCUAGCUGUUUCAACUCGGCGGCGGAGUUUUUGGAGUUGUUCUUCCUGCGACUGGAGUCAUUGCUGGAGUCUACGUUGCGUCGUGGAGCUGCUCGGUUUCUGGAGCGUGUACAGGCGGUGUUGGGUCCUGCGGCGCGGGAAGCGUCGGGUUUCAGUGAGGAGCAGGUGUCCGGAUGGUUACCCCGAGUGGCUCGGUUGGAGACGUUGGUGGGUGCUGCAGAGACGCUGUACUUGGCGCCACGACGGCCGAAGGUUGGACGAAGUGUGCGCGAGUUGCGUGCGGAAGACGUGGGUCGUUGCUUGAGCGUGCGAGGGGUCGUUACGCGCAUUACGGAGGUGAAGCCGGAGGUACGCGAGGGUGUGUUUACAUGUGAAACAUGUCAUGCAGAGAUUGCAGGUGUGCGCCAGGAAUAUCGUUUCACAGAGCCGGCACAAUGCACACGAACUGGCUGUCACAACAAGAGCAAGUGGCGGUUCGUGAAAGAGAAGAGCCGCUUCGAGGACUGGCAGCGUCUCAAGGUGCAGGAGGGCGGGGCGGAACAGACGCCUGCAGGGACCGUUCCGCGCAGCGUAGACGUCGUCGUGCGAGGCCCCGUCUGUGACCGUUGCAAACCCGGCGACUUCAUCGAGGUUGUGGGAUGUGUCGUUGCCGUGCCGGAUGUCGGCUCGUUGCUGAGUGCCAAGGAACAACCCGCUGAAAUCCGCAGGGAAAAGGCGCGCGCGCUUAACUCCGAAAAUCAGGAACCUGGCAUAACCGGACUGGCCAAACUUGGCGUCAAAGACGUCUCGUAUAAAUUACACCUGAUUGGCGCAGACGUGCAGCUCGCACAAGGCGCACCGGAACAAGACCAACUGGCACGGGAUCUCGCCACACAGGCCUCACACGUGAUCCUCGAACUAUUCUCUCUUCCAGGAGCGGCGGCGGUCCCAGGAGAGGCAGUAGGAGUCGGGCCGGGGGAUCGUCGGUUGCAAGAGUUGUUGGAGUCUCCGUUGGCUCGUUUGUUCGGGAUUACAGCCGAGCAGCACCGCCGCUUCAAGGCGUUGGCGGGACACUUCGACUACCUGGACCGAUUGUCACGGCACGUGGCGCCAGAGUUGUGGGGGCUGACCGAGGUGAAGAAGGGGGUGUUGUGCAUGUUGGCGGGUGGCUUGGAGAAGCGGUCGCCGCAGGACGGGACCAAGUUCCGGGGUGACAUAAAUGUGUUGGUGGUCGGUGACCCAGGUACGGCGAAGAGUCGAUUGCUGAAGUUUGUUCAGAGCGUGGCAGACCGUGCGGUGUAUGCGAGCGGCAAGUCGAGCACGGCGGCGGGACUGACGGCGAGUGUGCACAAAGACCCGGAGGUGGGUGAGUCGGUGGUGGAGGCAGGAGCGUUGAUAUUGGCGGAUACGGGAGUAUGUUGUAUCGACGAGUUUGACCAGAUGGACGUGAAGGACAUGGUGGCAAUCCACGAGGCAAUGGAGCAGCAGACGAUCAGCAUCAGCAAGGCAGGGAUUCAAGCAACCAUGAACGCACGUGCGAGUGUAUUGGCAGCUUGUGCACCCGUCGAGGGCCGCUACAAAGUGGGAGCGACGCUACAGGCAAAUGUCGGACUGGCACCGACGAUCCUGAGCCGUUUCGACCUCCUCUUCGUCGUGACCGAAGACGUUGCGGAGGACACCCAUUUGCGUCUGGCUGCCCAUCGUCUACGUCGUCGACAGGGCGAACAGGCUGCCACAGAUGGUGACGACUUGAUGGGUUUCAAAGAGCUACAGACUUAUCUGCGAGUCGCACGACACUUCCGACCGCGACUCACGCAGGAGGCCCGGCAAAUCAUUAUCAGACAAUACGUUAACGAGCGCCAGCGAGCGAAGAACGUAAGGGAACGGAAUCGUUCUGACAGUCGAGCUACGACCCGUAUGCUCGAGUCUGUGCUCCGUGUCAGCGAAGCAGUCGCUAAGCUCGGUUUUAGUCACACAGUCGAGGCCUUCCACGCGAACCUUGCGAUUAAACUCAUGAACGCGCAACGUAAACGCCGAGUCGACCCCGUGGACCUUGACGAACCUGUCACUGAUGACGAAGGCAACGACCAACCCCUCCGCUUUCAGGUCAACCCCGACGAAUUCGACCUUAUGCAAACUAUUUUCGUGAGCCGUCUCCGCGAACAGGAACGUCAACGCGAGCUCGGAGGGACGCAGUGCGACGCAGGGACUGGCGUAACGGAGCAAGCAGCCCAGACCGCAUUGAUACAGAGCCACAGUCGCAAUGCCUUGAUUGACUGGUUCGUGCAGACUAAGGCUGGUGGCGCCGAAAGCAAAAAACUACUUGUUAAGAAAGUGAUUGCGAGAAUGAUCAACCUCGGUGUACUAUUCGAAGAAGAACCACAACCCGGCAUGCGCAUCCUCCGUGUACAUCCCAACUUCGACGGAGUCGCCUCCAUCUCCAGAACCAAUAAGAAGACGCCCAGUGCACACCUCUCAGUCAGCACUGAAAAAAUCGACGUCUCAUCUCUCGCCCAAGACUCGUCCGUCUCAGCCACGAACCAAAUGGUCGAGGAAACGUUUAUCCAGUCCCUGUACAGCCAAGCCUUCUAG